CCCAACCCUAGCCGCUGCGCCGAGGGGUCGAGGGCCUCGCCGCUCCUCCACCUGGACCUCCGCAGCCACCUCACCCAAAAUAGCACCAGGCCACGCCUCCCACCCGACCCGGCCUCCUCCACGGCCACCGCCGGCUGUCCGAGCUUUCCAAGAAGCCGGCGGCCAAAUUCUCCAAGAAGACGGCGAGGGCGCGAGGCUAGCCAGCGCUGAGCCGCCGCCUCUCCGCCUCCGUUCUCCAUCAAGGCGUCGCCACUCCGCCUCCCCGUCUAGGCGCUUCCCUCGGACACCUCGAUCUGCAGCGGGCACCUCCACCUUGGCCGCCUCCUCCGCACCCGCCCCGACGCCUCCACAUCGUCUUCCUCCUCGGCAGCCACUCUUUGACGCCGGGCGAGUGAGCGCAGCAACAAGGUGAGUUCAGUCUUCAGGCAGCCUGUGUUUGGGUUGUCCCUGAGCUCUGUUCGAGAUUGCGGCCUUUGCAGCGCAAGCAUGGAGGAUAGCAACGCCCUGAUUUUGCCCUGCAAGAGGAAGAACAAGGGGCAGGGGAAAGCCAAGGACGGAAAGAAAGCCAAGAAGGAGGACCCAAAGAUGAGCAAGACUAAGCUAAAAAAGCUGCAGAAAUUGGAGGAGGAAAAGCGAAAGAAGCUGCUGCAGGCUCAAAGCAUUGAGAUUUUGCAGAAGCACAAGAUCUCAGAAGAUGCAUAUUCACUUCUGCAUGCUUCAGGGACUAUUGGUCAAGUUGAGACUUUGAAAGAAAAAUGCAGGCGUGCCAUGCAGUUGUCCAAGGCUGGUUUGGAUGUUCCGGAAGAACUCUCGCUAUUCAAGAGAAACGAUGAUCAGAAAUUCUCUGAAAACAGUGACCCUGUGGAGCACAUUUUGCCACCGAAGUUUGUUGAGCCUGUAAAAAGUGAGGAUCCUGGUAGGGUACAUGAGAAAAACAUGAAGAAUGAUUCAAGGAAAGCUAUGGAAUGCCAACCAAAGAUGGAUGUUGGAGUAAGCAUUCCAGAGCCCAAAACUGAGGAGCCUAGUGAUAAUGGCCACCUGUUGGCAAAUCAGAAAAUUCAGUCUUCAAUUCCAAGUUGCUCUGGAACAGAGCUAGAUUUGCAGGAUAAAGAGCCAGGACAAGGGGAAGCUGCCAUGCAGGAGUGCAUAAAUCCUCCAAUUGUUGUGCCUGUGUCAAGACCGCAUGAGGUUGAGAAGGCAAGGAGAGAUCUCCCAAUAAUAAUGAUGGAGCAGGAAAUAAUGGAAGCUAUCUAUGAAAAUUCUAUAGUAAUCCUUUGUGGAGAAACAGGCUGCGGUAAAACUACUCAGGUCCCUCAGUUCCUGUAUGAAGCUGGCUUUGGCACAAGUGAUCGAGCUGACAGAAGAGGGAUGAUUGGGAUCACCCAACCACGACGUGUCGCUGUUCUUGCCACAGCUAGGAGGGUGUCCUAUGAGUUAGGACUUAAGCUGGGGAGGGAAGUUGGUUUUCAAGUUCGGCAUGACAAAUUGGUGGGAAGUAAUUGCUCCAUCAAGUUCAUGACAGAUGGUAUUUUGCUGCGAGAGCUCCAGGGUGAUUUUCUGUUGAAGCGCUAUUCGGUGAUCAUAUUGGAUGAGGCACAUGAAAGGAGCUUGAACACAGAUAUACUUAUUGGGAUGCUUUCUAGAAUUAUUAAGGGUCGCAAGAAUUUAUAUGUAGAUCAGCAGGAUAAAAUACGAUCUGGAGUGAAAAUCAAGCCAGAAGAUAUGAUCAGUCAGUUGAAAGUGGUGCUCAUGAGUGCUACUCUACAAUUGAAGGACUUCAUUUCUAAUAGGAGAUUGUUUGAUGUAAUUCCACCAGCUGUUAAGGUACCUGUGCGGCAGUUUCCAGUAACAGUUCACUUCUCAAAGAGGACACAUGAUGAUUAUUUAGGGCAAGCUUAUAAAAAGGUUAUGUCAAUCCACAAGAGGCUUCCACCAGGUGGAAUCCUUGUAUUUGUCACUGGACAACGAGAAGUGGACUACUUGUGUAAGAAAUUCCGAAGAGCAUCCAAGGUGCAAACUGCUAAGAAGCCUGAAAAAGUUGAUGGCGAUGAUAAUGGCCCGUUCCCAGAAGUAGAUGAUAAGGAAAUUUUGGAAGCAUAUGAUAUUGAUAGGAACAAAUCUGAGCACCCAGAUGACAUAUUUUAUUCAUAUGAUGAUGAUGAUGAUAUGGAUCCUGGGCCAAAUUCUUUUUCUUCUGACAAUGAAACAGAAAGUGAAAUGGAUACUGAUACUGACGAUGAAGAGUCUGUUACAUAUGAAACCACAGAAGAGGAUGCUCCAGUAUUAUCAUUUUUGAAAGACGCUGAGAACUCAUCUGUGUUGAAGGCGUCAUUUGGAGCUCUGUCAGGAAUAUCAGGAGUGCCAGAAAGUGUUGAGAAAUCAAGUGAUGCUACAAGUGAAGAAAAGUCUAGUCCAUCUGUUAGUUGUUUCAGUAAAUGUACAGAACGUAUGCCUGUAUCGCAUGGUAGACUCCGUGUCUUGCCACUUUAUGCAAUGUUACCAGCUUCACAGCAGCUUCAAGUGUUUCAAGAUAUACCCAAGGGGGAAAGAUUAGUUGUGGUGGCAACUAAUGUCGCAGAAACCUCUUUAACAAUUCCCGGCAUACAAUAUGUAGUUGAUACUGGGAAAGAAAAGGUUAAGAAUUACGACCAUGCUACUGGCAUGUCAAGUUAUGAAGUCCAAUGGAUAAGCAAGGCAUCGGCAUCCCAGCGUGCUGGAAGAGCUGGAAGAACAGGGCCUGGGCACUGUUACCGUCUCUACUCAGCUGCAGCAUAUGGUAAAGACGAUUUAUUUCCUGAAUUCGCUGAACCUGAGAUUAAGAAAAUUCCAGUUGAAGGCAUUGUCCUUAUGCUCAAGUUUAUGGGUAUCCAUAAGGUUGUGAACUUUCCUUUCCCUACACCUCCAAACAAGGAAAGUUUGGUUGAAGCUGAGCGUUGCUUAAAGGCAUUGGAAGCACUUUAUAGCCAUGAUGAUUAUGAUGGAAAACUUACACCAAUGGGAAAAGCUAUGGCACAAUACCCCAUGAGCCCACGACAUUCUCGUCUUCUUCUGACAGUGAUUAAGAUUUUGAAGAGCCAGCAAGGCUUUGCUAGAUCUAACUUCAUACUGGGAUAUGCUGCUGCUGCUGCAUCAGUGUUGAGUUUUACUAAUCCAUUUCUCAAGCAGUUGGAUGAAUGUGAUAUUAAUGGCGAAUCGGAAGAACAUAACACGAAUCCAGAAGCUAAUGAUCCAUGUGAAAGGAAAAGACGGAAGAAGCACAAUGCCAUGGUUAGAGAGGCACAGGAAAAAUUUUCUAACCCUAGCAGUGAUGCUUUAACCAUUGCCCGUGCCCUACAAUUUUUUGAGUUGUCAGAAAACCCUGUGGAAUUCUGCAGAAUUAAUUCACUUCAUCUCAAAACAAUGGAAGAGAUGUCAAAAUUGAGAAAGCAACUUCUCCGUUUAAUAUUUCACCACAGCAAAUUUUGCAAGGAAUUUGCUUGGAAUUAUGGAGAUUCUGAUGAUGUUGAGCAGGCCUGGAGGAAUGAGUCCAGUAAAAGACCAUUGCAAAUGAAUGAAGAGGAACUUCUUGGGCAAGGAAUCUGUGCUGGAUGGGCUGAUAGAGUUGCAAGGAGAAAUCACACCUAUUCCAGAGCAUCAGGAGAUGAUCGUAAAGUUCGAGCUAUUCGCUAUCAAUCUUGCGCGCUUAAUGAUACCAUAUAUCUGCACCGAUCAUCGUCUGUUGCCCAAGUUGCCCCAGAGCUUGUAGUUUACUCAGAGCUACUUAGUACAAAGAGGUUAUACAUGCAUGGUGUAACCACUAUAAAGCCAGGGUGGCUUUUAAAGUAUGCCGGUUCUCUCUGCACCUUCUCUGCACCAUUGGAAGAUCCAAAACCCUAUUAUGACCCCAUGAAUGACCAAGUCUAUUGUUAUGUUAGUCCGGUCUUUUCUCGACAUAAUUGGCAGCUUCCCUUGCAUAGUUUACCUAUCAAAGACAACACCAGUCGCCUGCAGGUAUUUGUGUGUGCUUUGCUUAAGGGGGAUGUCUUGCCAUGUCUAAGGAAUGCGAAAGAUUUCCUGGCACUGUCACCAUCUUUUGCCUUCGGGCCUGCCAGCCAAAGAAGAGUUGGAGAUCUUCUUGACAGGAUGCAUAUUAAACAAAAAUCAAAGAUUGGUAAAAAAUUAAUUGACAGCCGAGCAGCACUGAGAGAUGCAUGGAAUGCUGAUCCAAAUUUUCUCUAUCCUGAGAUAAAGGCGUGGUACCAGGAUAAAUUCCAUAGCCAGUUUGACUUAAAAUGGGAGCAGAUGCACCAAGAGGUUCUUCUUGAGGGGCAUGAGCUUUUCCCAAAGAGGUCCAAGAAAGUUAAAGGCUAGUCAAGAAGAUUACGGUGCAGUUGGUUAACUGAUAGAAGCUUCUUUGCCGUGGUGACAUUUUUUCAGGAUUUGCCCUUUAUAGGCUCAUCUAACAUCACCUUGGACUUGUAGCAGAAAAGAUACAAAAGAAGCAUUUGUCAUGGUAAUACACUGUAUGGUUGAGAACUAAGAUGGUGGCUAUCAAUCUCAUUAGCUCAUUUGGUGUGAAUUUUGUCAGGUCCAACUGAUAAGAAUCGAGUGUAGGGUACCUGAGUAUGGGUGGACAACGCAGAGGGUGUUCCAUUUCCUAAACUUCAUUGUUAACAGUGAUGAGUUCAUCAUAGUCCUUACCCACCUCGGUACACCUUAGUCACCUGGUUCAUGAUUUAUGGUGAACUUGUGUUUGUGUUUGCAGUAAGGUCAGCUGUGUUUGUUCUGUGACGGAAUGUGCAAGUUGUACAUCCUGAGGUUUGUGGAAGGAGGCUAUUUAUGUUUCCGUUCUGUCGGUUGAUUGGAAACAUAAUGUGUAACAAUACGGUCUUGUAGAUAUUUCAACAUGUGCUUAUUGAUUUGCCUGGCCUAGCAUUCUUCA
Molecule: messenger RNA, 4921 nt
Organism: Setaria italica (foxtail millet)
Lineage: Eukaryota; Viridiplantae; Streptophyta; Magnoliopsida; Poales; Poaceae
Product: ATP-dependent RNA helicase DEAH13
Exons: 11
Coding region: 487-4350 (1287 amino acids)
Biological process (GO): maturation of SSU-rRNA from tricistronic rRNA transcript (SSU-rRNA, 5.8S rRNA, LSU-rRNA)
Cellular component (GO): intracellular anatomical structure; nucleolus
Molecular function (GO): RNA binding; ATP binding
Source: RefSeq, a predicted model, not a curated record